UGUUGCUGACUAGUCAUACACAUGUGUACAUAUCUAUGAUGACUAUCCAGCUACCGAAAGUGUGUAAAAUUAUUAUUUUGGUAAUAAAGUGAGUAUCUUACAAGAUGCAUAUGUAAACAUGGCAUCCGUAAGUUAGCAGAAAUGUCGGUCACCGGAGAGGAGUGGCAGGUUGCCCGGAGGCGAAAAGGUGGACAUAGGAAAUCUAAAGCUGCAGUGACUUCAAAUACAACAUGCCUUCAUGAGCAGCUCGAUGUCGGAAAGCUUGUCAAACGGAUCAGAGAUACAGUGUCUGAGCUGAGAUGCGAGGACUUUUGGCAAGAAUGGAAAGAGAACGUGCAGGUGGCAACAUCAACAUCCCUAUUGAGACCUUCAGAGAUCAGAGGCACUGAGGACCAGAUGGACAGAGAGGGCAAGGUGAAUCAACAUCUAAAAUGUGUGUGCUAUGGUCUUGGUUCCUUUUCUUCAUGUGCCUCGGCCCGUUACCAACUUGCCAUGUUGCUGCUGCUCCUGGAUGCUGGACAGAUUCCACUCCAGGACUGCUUCCUUUAUGAUCCUGCAUUCUCCUCGGGAGAGAAGGAUGUUCUGAGAGAGUUGGGUCUGAUUGUACUCACAGAAAAUGAGGAGGGGAAGCGCCUUGUGACUAAGCACACACUUUUUUACAUGAUGCACUGUGGGAAAGCCCUGUAUAACAACCUCCUAUGGAAGAACUGGAGUUCAAAGUAUUUAUCUCAGAUGAUGAUCAUCGGUAACAGUUUCAGUGGCAUGAGGGAAAGGACAAUCGAGAGGGAGUUGAAGGACUACAGGUACCUCAGUGAGGCGGUGGAUUUGUGUGAGGAGAGACAGCUGCCUUGUCCUUCCCGUCUAAUCGAUGUCUUCAGUGAUACAGCCGUCAUCACCUUUCCUUCCAACAACCUAAAUCAACUCCCACAAUCAACUUGGUCAGAUUCACCAGAGCCACAGUACCAGCACUGUCCCAAUUUGGAAAUUAUACUGAAGGAAACUCAGAAUUGAGAUACGAAAUAAAUAAUAGUAGAUAUACACUUUUUUUAUUGUAACUUUAUUCCAAGGCUUCAUUGUGAAGGAAAAAAUAUUGUUGACCUUUUUGGAUUAAUAAUUUUAAGCCUACACUCAAGUAUCCAUAAGCAUUUUCACAGAAAUAGCAAGAUCUGUUUAUGUCUUUUGUUUCAGCUGCCAUGCAGUUGUUUUUAUUCUCCAUAUUGUGCACCAUUUACUGUCAAUUCUAUCUAUAUCACUGUUGGCAGUUUUUAAUAAAUGUAGUCAACCUACAAUGGCUUGAAACUUUUCAUUCAUUCAUU
This is a messenger RNA of Melanotaenia boesemani (Boeseman's rainbowfish), 1316 nucleotides long. RefSeq names its product SRR1 domain containing (gene srrd). Gene Ontology annotation, biological process: microtubule-based process. The transcript is spliced from 6 exons. Lineage: Eukaryota; Metazoa; Chordata; Actinopteri; Atheriniformes; Melanotaeniidae. The record is from RefSeq and is a predicted model, not a curated record. Gene Ontology annotation, cellular component: cytoplasm; nucleus. The coding region runs from base 142 to 1011 and encodes 289 amino acids.